Calypte anna (Anna's hummingbird) is the source of this 1741-nucleotide messenger RNA. RefSeq names its product WASP family member 3 (gene WASF3). The coding region runs from base 142 to 1650 and encodes 502 amino acids. Lineage: Eukaryota; Metazoa; Chordata; Aves; Apodiformes; Trochilidae. Gene Ontology annotation, cellular component: cytoskeleton; SCAR complex. The record is from RefSeq and is a predicted model, not a curated record. Gene Ontology annotation, biological process: actin cytoskeleton organization; positive regulation of Arp2/3 complex-mediated actin nucleation. Gene Ontology annotation, molecular function: Arp2/3 complex binding; protein kinase A regulatory subunit binding; actin binding. The transcript has 12 exons.
GGGACCGCGGCGCGGGAUGGGACGGAGCCGGGUGCCAGAUAAAGCUACCUGAGUGUGCUAGCAAGUUCCAGAACAGCUGCCAUUUCAAAAGUGUGAACGGGAAGGAUAUUCUCUACUCCCAUUUUUAAAUGGUUGUGAGCCAUGCCUUUGGUGAAAAGGAACAUUGAACCACGGCAUCUCUGCCGAGGAGCUCUGCCAGAGGGAAUUACCAGUGAACUGGAAUGUGUAACAAACAGUACCCUUGCUGCCAUCAUCCGCCAGCUAAGCAGCUUAAGCAAACAUGCUGAAGACAUAUUUGGUGAAUUGUUUAAUGAAGCCAACAGCUUCUACAUCAGAGCAAAUUCCCUUCAAGACAGAAUUGAUCGCCUUGCUGUCAAAGUUACCCAGCUGGAUUCAACAGUAGAAGAGGUAUCAUUACAGGAUAUCAACAUGAAAAAAGCAUUCAAGAGCUCAACAAUUCAAGAUCAGCAGGUAGUUUCAAAGAACAGCAUUCCUAAUCCAGUGGCUGAUAUUUAUAAUCAGAGUGACAAGCCACCACCUCUGAAUAUUCUUUCACCUUAUAGGGAUGAUAAGAAAGAUGGAUUGAAGUUCUAUACUGAUCCUUCCUAUUUUUUCGAUCUUUGGAAAGAAAAAAUGUUACAAGAUACUGAAGAUAAGCGAAAAGAAAAGAGGAGACAAAAGGAGCAAAAGCGUAUAGAUGGCACCACCCGUGAGGUGAAAAAGGUUAGAAAAGCCAGGAACAGACGCCAGGAGUGGAAUAUGAUGGCAUAUGACAAAGAGCUUAGACCUGACAACAGGUUGUCUCAAAGUGUGUACCAUGGAGCAUCUUCCGAGGGAUCACUGUCCCCAGAUACUAGGUCCCAUGCAUCUGAUGUUACAGAUUAUUCUUAUCCUGCUACUCCGAAUCAUUCCCUCCAUCAGCAGAUAGCAAUGUCUUCAUAUGGAGCAGGAGAUGGUCCCCAGUACAUGGCAGCACCCCAAAGCCAUGAGCAUGAGUACAGACCACCUUCCACCACUGUCCGACAUGCUACUUUAAACAGACCUCAGCAACCACCUCCACCUCCACCCCAGCCUUCAGAUGGCCAACAUAGCUCAGUACCUGUGGUACCAGCAGAAUAUGGGAUGAUUCCAGCUCAGAUGGUGGAUUAUUACAAUCCUGCAGGUCCUCCCCCUCCUCCUCCUCCCCCUAUGAUUCCUUCAGCACAAACUGCAUUUGUCAGUCCCCUUCAGCUUCCUGUGCCACCUUCCCAUUCUGGACUGGUGACUGGUUCUCCAUAUGCAACUACUCAUCCUCCUCCUUCUAGUGGGCUUGUUGUCACUGCUCCUCCUCCUCCUGGCCCACCUCCUCCUCCCCCAGGCCCCCCUGCUGCAGGUUCAUCCCUCUCUUCCUCCCCAAUGCACGCUCCUCCAGCUCUGGAGGCAAAACGUCACGAACCCGCGCAGCCGCCGAUCAGCGACGCACGGAGCGAUCUUUUAGCUGCUAUCCGGAUGGGAAUUCAGCUGAAAAAGGUACAGGAGCAACGUGAGCAAGAAGCCAAGCGGGAACCCGUUGGCAAUGACGUGGCAACCAUCCUUUCCAGGCGCAUUGCUGUGGAGUACUCUGAUUCUGAUGAUGAUUCAGAGUUUGAUGAGAACGACUGGUCAGAUUGAGCCUGGGACAAGCCCAGGGGCAAGUUCAUUAAAUGCUUGGCUUCAGUGAAAGCUCUCUCUUAGCAAGAUAGAAAGCAGGAAGUUGACAUGU